Colletotrichum karsti is the source of this 4473-nucleotide messenger RNA. RefSeq names its product ATP dependent RNA. NCBI's taxonomy places the organism in Eukaryota, Fungi, Ascomycota, Sordariomycetes, Glomerellales, Glomerellaceae. The transcript has 5 exons. The record is from RefSeq and is a predicted model, not a curated record. The coding region runs from base 1 to 4473 and encodes 1490 amino acids. Gene Ontology annotation, cellular component: intracellular anatomical structure. Gene Ontology annotation, molecular function: RNA binding; ATP binding.
AUGGCUGGAGCCAAGAAGAAGAAGAAGCCCGCCGCGAACCCGGCUAGAGGUUUUGCUACGACAUCCGUUGCUUCAUCCAAGGCUCGGGCCGAACCCGCUGAGGGCUCCGAGAUUGCCGCUUCUGCUCCGAAUGCCAACGCUGCCGCCUCAUCUCAAGACGCCGCACCAACCGCCGCUCAAUCAGCCACUGCCGACGACAAGGCCGCCAAGAGUACAUUGAGUCCCGAAGAGUAUGAAAAGCAACUCGAAGAAGACGAACUGCAGCUCCUCGUUGAGAAGUACGCUCAGAAAACCAAACGUGAUGCUCAACGCCAGCGCACACGUCUUGAAACCGACCGACGACUUCUCAGAAACCAGGCUGAUUCCGUCAAUUCGAGAAAAUGGUUACCCCAGGAACUCAUGGACCAAGUUCUUGACCUGAUCCAGGCCGAAAGUCGCUUCGCGUCUUCAAGUGUCUCGACCGAGAGCUCAGUCAAUGGCAAGAUGUUGCCGGAGGAAGAACUGACUAUGAAGCUGUGGACUCUGCAGCAGACCCUCGCCAGUGUUGGCUUCCCCGACGAACGUGUCCAAUCCGUCAUACGAUACAUCCUUGACAUUGCUCCCAAUGUACCUGCAAUCGCCAAGGACAGUCUCUGGGGUCUCGAGGAGGCUCUUGACUGGUUGGCUAGGGAAUGCCCGAAUGACGAGCUGCCGGAUUACGAGGGCCGAGGUCGACAUGGGGUGAAGCCUUUUGAAACACCUGGUCAAAGCCCGCUGCCCUCAGGUGCAACUACCCCAAGAGCUUUGGAGUCUGAUAGUCGUUCAAAAGGCGGCUCUUCUUCCAAGAAUGGGGGACCUGGCAGCAAGAAAAAGAAGGCCGCGAUGACGUGUGAUAGCGACAUCGAACCCGAUGACCUGCUGCCUGUCUACCUGGAAACAAAGGCCAAGCUUUUUGAACUUGAACGCGGACAGCAAGAAAAGAAGAGGCAGAAGGGUGUUAAGACGGAUGGAACUGAAGAGGAAGAGAUGAUGGCCAAGCUUCGUGCUAAGAUCGGCAGAAUCGAAAAGGACGUUCUGUUUGAUAGGUUUCCCGCCGAGCAACAGUGGAAGACCCAGAAAAUUGUCUUGGAGAAGCAAUUGGCAGAGGCUAGGAAACAAAGAGCAGAAGAGGAGGCCGCAAAGGAGACCGAGGAGGACGCUGAAGCGCCAGCUGUGUCCUCCGAUGGGGACGUCAAUGACGAGGCCGCUCGCAUUGCCGCCGAAGUCCUUGGGGAAAGCAACGACGAUGACGACGGACUCGCUGAUCUAUUCGCCAACCUGCCGGUGACCGAGGUUGAUGCGGCUGGUAAGUCGACUACCGUGGUUAAUGGCGCAGACGGCGUGAAGAUCACGAUCCGAGAUUUUGGAAAAUGGGCUGGCGUUACUCCCAUGAGAGCUCUCGAAGAAGCGUGCCGCGCCAGAGAUGCCUCGGUGAAGAUUGCCUAUCGGCUCAUCUCAGAGGUUCCCUUUGCCAACCGUCAUUCUCUUUCGAUUUCCUGGACGAAAGCUCAGGAAACUCCACCGCCAUCUCAGGAUGAAAGUGUCGACAUGAUCACCUACCCAACAAGCUUCAACUUCGCCAUGAAAUCAAUCGCUACCCCUGACAAAAAACAGUCGGAGGCUUACGUUGCAACUUGGGCGCUGUUCCACAUAUUCGGCAUCUCGACCAAGGAGGAGAAGGUUGGAAUGAGAUUGCCUGCCGUUUGGCGUGAGCUGUGGGACGAGCUCGCCUUGACGAGGAAGAGCCUUUUAGAUUCGAAAGAUCGAGAGGCCAUCCGAGAAUUGCGAGCGCUCGUGCGCCAAAGGCAAGACCAAGAGCUUGAAGACGGCGUAAUUCUCCAAGGAGCAUUCAAGGGAAGAGGCGGCGCUCGCAAUGGUAACGACAACAGGGAAGAGGCUGGCUUGGAUGCUGUCAAACGGCUUUCGGGUGGGCCCGAAUAUUACCAGAACAUCUGGGCUCAGAAGAGCAGUACUCCUCGAUUUCAGAUGAUGCUCCAGUCUCGCAUGCAGCUCCCCAUGUGGAACUUCAAGCAGCAAGUCACAGAUGCCGUCGACAGAGAACAAGUGGUCAUCAUCUGCGGUGAGACUGGCUGUGGAAAGAGUACGCAAGUGCCGGCCUUUCUGCUCGAACACCAACUGUCCCAGGGCAAGCCUUGCAAGAUCUACUGCACUGAGCCACGCCGUAUCUCGGCCAUUUCACUGGCAAAACGCGUCAGCGAAGAGCUCGGUGAAGGGCGUGGUGAUUUGGGGACAUCCAGAUCCCUAGUUGGCUACUCCAUCCGCUUGGAGGCCAAUACGUCCCGGGAAACACGUCUGGUGUAUGCAACCACUGGCAUAGUCAUGCGUAUGCUGGAAGGCUCGAAUGACUUGCGAGAGGUUACUCACCUUGUGCUCGACGAAGUACAUGAGAGGACUAUCGACAGUGACUUCUUGUUGAUCAUCCUGAAGAAGCUCAUGCUCAGACGCAAGGACCUGAAAGUGGUUCUCAUGUCGGCUACUGUUGAUGCCGACCGCUUCUCCAAGUACCUUGGCGGGGCACCGGUGCUGACUGUUCCCGGACGAACAUUCCCCGUUCAGGUUCGCUACUUGGAGGACGCUGUCGAGACGACUGGCUACAUGGUCGGGCAGACCAACCAGGAGAAGAUGGUGGACUUGGACGACGAGAUGGUAGAUGCCGAAACCGACGGGCCCAAGUCAACGUCCGGAGCAGACCUCUCGGCUUAUUCUGCAAAGACGAGGUCCAGUCUUGCUCAGAUGGACGAAUACCGUAUCGACUUCGAUCUCAUCGUGCAGCUCAUCGCCAAGGUGGCAUCUGAUCCUCAGUAUGUGGCAUACAGUAACGCAAUCCUGGUCUUCCUGCCCGGAAUAGCCGAGAUCCGUACCCUGAACGACCUUCUUUCCGGCGACCCUUCGUUUGCUUCCAACUGGCUCAUUUACCCCCUUCACUCCACCAUCGCCACAGAGGACCAAGAGGCCGCAUUCCUUGUCCCACCGCCGGGCAUCCGCAAGGUUGUUCUAGCGACCAACAUCGCCGAAACUGGUAUCACAAUCCCCGAUGUCACCUGCGUCAUCGACACGGGCAAGCAUCGAGAGAUGAGAUUCGAUGAAAGGCGACAACUGUCCCGUCUCAUCGACACAUUCAUCUCGCGAGCAAACGCCAAACAGCGACGCGGACGAGCCGGUCGUGUCCAGGAGGGUCUUUGCUUCCACCUCUUUACGAAGCAUAGGCACGACACCGUCAUGAGCGAUCAGCAGACGCCCGAAAUGCUGCGACUCUCGCUUCAAGAUCUGGCAAUCCGAGUCAAAAUUUGCAAAAUCGGUGGCAUCGAAGAGACCUUGAGCGAAGCCCUGGACCCUCCAUCGGCCAAGAACAUCCGCCGCGCUGUGGAUGCGCUCAUCGACGUCCGCGCCCUCACAAUGGCUGAGGACCUAACACCCCUCGGCCACCAGCUCGCGCGACUGCCUUUGGACGUGUUCCUCGGCAAGCUGAUCCUCAUGGGCGCCAUCUUCAAGUGCUUGGACAUGGCCAUCACCGUGGCCGCAAUUCUGUCAUCCAAGACGCCCUUCACGGCGCCCUUCGGCCAGCGUGGCCAGGCUGAUCUUGCUAGGAGGGCUUUCCGCCGGGGCGACUCGGACCUUUUGACCGUCUACAACGCCUACCUCGCGUGGAAGCGAGUCUGCCAGUCAACCAGCGGCAAGGACUUCCAGUUCUGCCGCAAGAACUUUCUCAGCCAGCAGACUCUCGCCAACAUCGAAGACCUUAAGGGCCAGCUGCUCGUCUCCGUAGCAGACUCAGGCUUCCUGCUCCUGACGGACGACGAGCGGAGAGCGCUCAACCGUCUGCGGUACGGCGCCAACUCACGCGGUCGUCGCCACCAGAACUUCUUCGACAUUCCUCAGCGCGUCAACACCAACAGCGAGAACGACGCCAUCACGACGGCCGUCAUCGCCUGGAGCUUUUACCCUAAGCUGCUCGUCCGCGACGCCCCGGGCAGCCGUGGCCUGCGCAACGUGGGCAACAACCAGUCCAUCAGCCUGCAUCCGUCCUCCGUCAACAAGGGCCACAACGAGCUCAAAUUCCUGUCCUACUACCACAUCAUGCAAGCUAAGAGCGUCUACCACGCCCACGAAACAACAGCAGCAGAACCCUUCGCCAUCGCCCUCCUCUGCGGCGACGUCCGAGCCGACAUGUUCUCCGGCGUCCUCGUCCUCGACGGGAACCGCUGCAGGUUCGCCCUGCCCGACUGGAAGACGAUGCUCGUCAUCAAGGUCCUGCGCACCCGCCUCAGGGAGCUCCUUACCCGCUCCUUCAAGCAGCCCGGCAAGUUGCCGACCGCCCAGCACGAGCGCUGGCUCGCCAUCUGGCAGAGGAUCUUCUCGUCUCAGCAGCAGCAGCAGCAACAGCAGCAGCUCCUGGCCAGCACCAUGGACAACGGAACCUCCGGCAAGGCGUAG